This is a messenger RNA of Meira miltonrushii, 1151 nucleotides long. RefSeq lists its product as uncharacterized. The record is from RefSeq and is a predicted model, not a curated record. NCBI's taxonomy places the organism in Eukaryota, Fungi, Basidiomycota, Exobasidiomycetes, Exobasidiales, Brachybasidiaceae. Bases 270 to 1043 code for a protein of 257 amino acids. The transcript has a single exon.
AGGUACCAUUCCAGCGGCAUGAAUCACGUCUGAAAUGUAAUAGGGCGGCUUCCGUUUUUAACUUGUGAACGAACAUUCUCUGAGAACACUCUUGCGCCAAGAGUGGAAUUCAUUUCGGCCUCCGCGAUGGGGUUACCAAAUCAGUAUGUUUAUUGGGAAAGAUCGUGUGAGCUCAAAAAGUCCAACUCUUGUUUUCUUACCACCAUCCCAAUUUCUCAUCUACCGGCCACGCUCUUUUUCGUCUAGCCAACACAUUCGUUUUCGUCAGCAUGAAAGCUUUCUUUUUCACCUUUGCACAUGUUUUGCUUUCCGCCUUUUUGUUAUCACCUUUGAUUUUUGCUCAAGUUCAAUUUGGAAUUCGAGAUGUUUCUUUGCCCAUCGAGCCAAUCGAUUAUGCAUCCUUAGCAAAACGCGCUCAACAUACUUAUCCCUACAAAUGGCCAAGUAUUGAUGGUGAUUUACACCAUAUGCCAGCCGAAAAGUAUUUCAGAACAGCUUAUUGGACUUUCAAUGCAACUUUUUUACAUACUUUACGUAGUCUCGCAAAAACGGAUCCGGAAAAAGCAAAAGAUUUAUUGUACAAAGCAUCUGUUCAUUACAACAAGAUCUUACAACGUGAAUGCUGGAAAGUAAGUAAUUCUUCUGCAAAAGCACAUUUUCGUAACAACACUCUUGCACGGGUAGCAAGUUUCCCAGAUGAUGAUCCAAAGCACAACAUUGAUCCAGUGUACAAUUUAGUGGCAAUCGUUAGGGUCACUUGCUUCGAAAGAUUAAAAGGUGGAGAUGUCAACGUUCCAGUCAAGAGGCAUACCAAACGUGUAGUCGAAUCAUUAAGAUGGGACAAGGAAUCUGCUUUACGAAGAGUCAAUAAGAUGCACAAACAAUUUGAACCAAAGAAUAAAGCAGCAGCACCUGAGAGUAAUGUAACACCAAAGAACACGGCAACACCACAGAACAAGGUAGCGCCAAAGAACAAGGUAGCACCAAAGAAAAAGGUAGCAUCACAGAACAAGGUAGCACCUAAGAAGAAGGCAACAAAAUAGCUCUUACCUCUCUCUAUCUCGGACUCUCGCUUUAUAGUCACCUUUUUGAAAUGCAUUCUUACCACGUCCUGAGAUACGAUCUUGUAGAUGCCAAGAUUAAGUUUGCCG